This is a messenger RNA of Vigna unguiculata (cowpea), 2282 nucleotides long. RefSeq lists its product as uncharacterized. NCBI's taxonomy places the organism in Eukaryota, Viridiplantae, Streptophyta, Magnoliopsida, Fabales, Fabaceae. The record is from RefSeq and is a predicted model, not a curated record.
UAAAAUAUCGGGACCAUCUAAUAAAAAUUAAUAACGGUCAAACACGAUUAAUAAUACUAUUCUGAUAAUGAGAGAGGAUAUUAAUAUUAUAACAUAGAAAGAAAGAAACCCAGCAAAAAAAAUUCAUAUAGAUACCCAAAACCUUAAUAUACGCAGACCAUGUUCCAUUUGGAUUGUGUCUUCUGCACCACCAGAUAAAUAAGCUUUAUUCCUCAAUUUAAUUAUAAAUCCACAAACCAAAAUUUAUCUCUCUUCUGGUGUAAGUCUUUCUCUCUGUCACUGUCUUUCUGGUGUGAUUAUUGAUUCUUUGCUAUCUGUGUUAAUUUUUCGAGGCCCCUUUUGAGGUAAGACUCGUUCUUGUAUUAACCUAGUUCUAUAAAGAUUGAAUUUCACUACUUUUGCUUAUGCUUUCCAUGUUUUCUUGCAAGAUUGUUGAUAGUUUCACAACUAGCGACGUUCAAUUUCUUCGUAAGGGUUUGUGGGGGUCUUUCUCAUCUCUGAAUAGGGAAGGUUGAAUGAUUUGGAAAAAUGAGUUCUGACGAUGUGAGGCUAGAAGAAGAUGAUCUAGAAAUGGAGAAUGGAAGGGUUCCUGUCUCAGCCAUUUUAGAAUCAAAAGAGCCAAAGACGGUUCAGCCAAUUGAGAAUAUUCCUAAGUCUGGUGCAAAUGAAGAGGAUGUGCAGGUUAAUAUAGUUGGGAGUGGGAGCGUAGUAUUUGGUGGCAAGGCAGUGGAAGAUGUUUGUGAGGAUGCCACUGAUUAUGAAUGUUCCAGUUCCAGUUCUUUUGGUGAUACAGAUUCUGACACACAGGAUGCAUCAACAUUCACUAACAAUGGAAUAGAAUCGCUGCCAAUGUGUGAUGGUGAUCAAAGUAAGACUUCUUUAUAUAGAAAGAACAAAGCGACAACUUGGCAUUGGAAGAGCUUCAUUCACCCUGUUAGGUGGCGCUCUAAAUGGCUAGAAUUGCAAGUGAAGAAACUUAACACUCUGGCACUGAAAUAUGAUAAAGAGCUUGCCGCAUACGAACAUAGAAAGCAGCUUGAGUUUUCAAAGUUCACAAUUGAUGAUCUUAAUGUGAAGUCAGUACCUAUAUACGAUGACAUUGGCAGAAAUAAAGUUAUGAAGAGGAAGAAAAGGAACAAAGCUGAAGAACGUGAUUUAUCAUCAUACGUCUCUAAGCACAACAUAUUCUCUUACUAUGAGAACAAAAACCGGGGCAUUUGUGUAGAAGAUUCUUGUGGUGAUACCUUGAAUUUUACUGAGGAGGUCAAGUUUAAUGAUACGUUGUCUCCUACUGAUCUUGAAGACAAUGAUAAAACUAUUAUUGACGUCAUUAAAAGGAUUGAAGAGCUACAGUCACAUGUUGGGAAAUUGAAAACCCGGAUUGAUAAUGUUGUUAGAGAAAAUCCAGGAAAGUUCUGUUCUGUAACUCAGUUGGGCAUGACUGGACCAUCUGAUGGACUUAAUCAUUCUGGUCAUAAUUCUAGUUCUUUAGUUGGCAAUGACAACACAUUUCCGGCCAGAUUUUUUCGUGCUUCAUCACAGUAUAAAUCUGAGUUAGACAAAGAAGAUCUACUUUUGACUCAAAAUACAUUACCGACCCGCCCCAUGACAACUCCCUUUAUUGAAACCACCGGUAUGCCCCAGCAUGAGUUUCUCCAGGAAAAUACCAAGGAUGACAUUCUUAUACAAAAUCAGGCAGCUAAGGAAGAGUUGCAUGAUUUUGAGAGUAUUAGAAACCAAUUUAUGGAGAAAGCCAAGGAAUCGGUUGAAGAGCAUAAAUCCAUGUCCACUGAGAAUCCUGUUUCUGCUUUGCAAGUUGGUUCUGCAUCGAACUUAAAUCUUCGCAGGAGCAAAAGGAGGGGAAGGAGAAAAAUUGUCUCAAAGGGUUGGAAAAGGAGAUAGUCUGCAUAAGUUGAAUCUACAUGAACUGAUUAUUUGUUUCUUAGAUAACUACAGGAGUUCAGAAUUUAUCAAUCAUGACGUGUAAAUGGUAGUUUUCGUCGGACAUACGUUUUCUGUCAUCAAGAUGAGUUCUUGCAUCGACAAAUGAGUUCAAUUGUACAUGACGUAAAAAAAAGUAGCAUGCUCUAUGUACAAAGAAAGCUUGUGUUUAUAAUUAUUGGAGAAUUCUUAAUUUGUGCAAUUUUUUCUGAUUUGCUUGGGCAUUAGAAUAGUCUUUUCUCUCUGUCUUUGAAGAGUCAAUACAUAUGCUGUUAUGGUUUUUGACUCAGGUGAUUGUGUUCUUUCUAUUCUUUUUCUCCUAGUUUCUUUAUUUUUUCAUA